CGAAAUCGAUCCGGAACCAUUUUUUGAUUGCCACCCUAUUGGAUAGUGCCCCUUCUACACAAUUAGUUAUGGAAAAAGAUAUCUUAUUUAUCAUCUUCUCUGUUCCAUAUCUUUAUCCACCAUAAUUUUGUGCAAAGCUCAUUAAUUUUCAUUGUUCCACUUUGCGCUUAUCGUGAAAAUAGGAGGAACACUUUCUUCGCAGGUCUUUUUAUUUUCAAAUCGCCAUUCAGAUCUGCAACUCUCCCUCCUUAAUUUUUCCUUACAUUUUCACGACAUCUUCUCUCUAUAAACUACAUUCUCUCGCAAACUUCAGAUUUGUUUAAGCUUUUCAAAUGAUGUGGAGAUUCUUUGUUUUUGUUCUCGUGGCUCUCUUCUCUCUACAAUAUGCUUUAUGUGACCAUACGCCGGAGAGUUCACCGAGUCUGGCUCCCGCCGACUCUCCCUCACCGUUGUCCCCAUCGCCGGUGUCCGGAUCUCCGGCUUCAGAGAACUCUCCACUGUCUUUGCCGCCGAAUCCACCGGCACCUUCUCCUACAGAACUUAAUGCCGCUCCCACACCUUCACCUGCGACUUCUCCUGCUCCUGCUCCAGCGCCGAAGGAUGCCAGCGAGGUGAAUCACGCUAAUGACGAAUCGAAGGGCUCCUCUGACGGUAUGAGCGGCGGCAGGAAGGCGGGAAUUACGGUCGGAGUGCUCGCUGCUGCUGGUGUGGUUGGAUUGGGAGCGUUUGUGUACAAGAAGCGCCAGCAAAAUAUCAGACGAUCUGAGUACAGUUAUGCCGCGAGGCGCGAGUUUCUGUGACUAUGAAGAUACUGGUUUCUUCUCCAGAGGUUAUUUAUCGGUUAGGUUAUAAUUCGUAUACUGCUAUUUCUUUGAUUCUUGAUUAUUCUUUGGAGAUUUUGAAAUACUCUUUCUUUCGUUAAAAUUAUGAGGAAUGUUAGUUGAUAUGAGUCAAAUUGUGCGGUAAUAGACCAUUUGUUAUAGAUUUAUAGAUUGCGCUUCCUUAUAUAUCAGUCU
Molecule: messenger RNA, 1016 nt
Organism: Tripterygium wilfordii
Lineage: Eukaryota; Viridiplantae; Streptophyta; Magnoliopsida; Celastrales; Celastraceae
Product: alpha carbonic anhydrase 8-like
Exons: 1
Coding region: 333-800 (155 amino acids)
Source: RefSeq, a predicted model, not a curated record